AUGCAUCCCCCCGAGCCCGUCCCCCCAGCAAUCGACCCGGAGCUGAUCAACAAGAUCACCCGGUUCAAGGCCCUGCGCGAACAGGGCAUCUAUUUCAACGACAACCUCGUCCAGAGCAAGGCCUACCGGAACCCGAACAUCUACACCAAGCUCGUCGAGUUCCUCGAUCUGCGCGAGACCACCACCAACUUCGCCCCCUCCUUCUGGGACCCCCUGGGCUUCCCGAGCAGCGCAUACGCCGACGCCCUCCGGCAACGCCAACAGUCGCUCGCCGACGAGAAAGACAAGCAACGCUCCAGCGCCGCCGCCAGGACCACCAUCGACUUCCAGCACGCCCGCGCCCCCGCUUCUUCUUCCGCACCAGCUCCCUCCAAGCCCCCGCUCAAACGGGACCGCGAGCGCGACCGAGCACCCGAUCGGGAACGGGAUCAGAGGGACAGGGAUCGGCGCAGGCAUCCGCCCGCCCCAUCCCGAUGA
This is a messenger RNA of Puccinia triticina, 477 nucleotides long. RefSeq lists its product as uncharacterized. Lineage: Eukaryota; Fungi; Basidiomycota; Pucciniomycetes; Pucciniales; Pucciniaceae. The record is from RefSeq and is a predicted model, not a curated record. Gene Ontology annotation, biological process: regulation of DNA-templated transcription. The transcript has 4 exons. The coding region runs from base 1 to 477 and encodes 158 amino acids. Gene Ontology annotation, cellular component: nucleus.